AUGACGAGGUUGUUCUUUUUGAUACUUUUGGCUGUUUUUGUGAAAUCAGACCCACGCAUUUUGCCGUUGAGCAAGUUUUCGUCAAGUUUAUCUUCGUCUAUAAAUGGUGUAGAGGGAGGCGCAAAAUUGUAUCUGGCUUCUAGUGAUGAUAAUAGCGUCCUCAAAAAUAUCAUUAUCACAACCAGAGCAACAUCAUUAACAUUAGACAAACUCAAUGAUUUCAACGAUGAUGGAUCCCCUAAAAGUCUUCUCAUAGCUGGAGAUCUACGAGUCGACACUUCUAAUAAUGACACUGUCAUGGCCAGUAUGACCGGAAAUCUUUAUGUCACUAGCAAAGCACAAGCUGAUGAUCCAAACUUUUCCGUCUACGUCAUCAAAGAUCAACACACCAUUAGCACGAGCGCUAUGAAGUCUACAGUAGUGAUUCUGAACACGUGGCUUGGCGACGUGUCUGCAGAUUUGGACAAACCACUCCGCACUUCAUAUGUAACUGGAAUCAAUCAAUCCCCAAAUACAAACCUUUAUUUCCAAUGGGGAAUCCCACCAACCGAUUGGUACGAGUACACUAACAACACGUUCUUCAGGAAUCCAAUUAGUCUUAUUAACGGUACAUCACCUUCUAACAUUACCUAUACAAAAGUAUUUUUUGAUAAUGUGGAGCCCCUCCAAAUUGGACUUGAUUACUGGUACUUCAUGGUUAUGGGUCCAGUGAAUAUGCAAAUUUCGAAAAAGUAUGUGAGCAAUGAUAACUAUAACACUACCGCUGUUGACACUACUGGAUUGAUUGUGAACGACUUUCUUUAUCAAGAUCAUGUUGUUAAUUUCAUGCCAGAUCUAACAAGAACGGGAAUUUCGGGAGUGUUUUUCUCCCAUUCCGCCUUAUUGGGAACAUUCGGUGUGUAUCUGAUGGGCGAGAAAGUUUCAGUCUCGUACUUUGGGAACUUAGCGUAUCCCAAUACAGUUAGUACCUACACCGAAGAACAGGCUACACAGUUGAUUGUAAACAGUACAUCUCAUAGACCCGGAACAUUUUAUUGCCAAUAUUUCUCAUUUGCUGGAGACGGCUGGCCAACUACAACCCCAUUAACUACAGAAUUGCCUACCACCACUCCAACUACGGUAGCAGCGACUACCACUACAAUUGGAACAUCAACAAAAGGAGCUGGAUUUGUGAACAAGUUGGAAUUCAUCAUUUUAAUGAUUCUCGGAGUUUGGUUUUCGUGA
Messenger RNA from Caenorhabditis briggsae, 1224 nucleotides. The coding region runs from base 1 to 1224 and encodes 407 amino acids. Lineage: Eukaryota; Metazoa; Nematoda; Chromadorea; Rhabditida; Rhabditidae. Gene Ontology annotation, cellular component: membrane raft. The transcript has 6 exons. Gene Ontology annotation, biological process: innate immune response. The record is from RefSeq and is a predicted model, not a curated record.